Molecule: messenger RNA, 1950 nt
Organism: Dichotomopilus funicola
Lineage: Eukaryota; Fungi; Ascomycota; Sordariomycetes; Sordariales; Chaetomiaceae
Product: peptidase S8/S53 domain-containing protein
Exons: 3
Coding region: 1-1950 (649 amino acids)
Biological process (GO): proteolysis
Molecular function (GO): tripeptidyl-peptidase activity; serine-type endopeptidase activity
Source: RefSeq, a predicted model, not a curated record
AUGCUAACCACCAAGUUAACCGCCCUGCUUUCCUUCCUCUCCCUCCCCCUCUCUAUCUCAUCCCACCCAACCAACAAACCUCCUCAUGAGCAAUCUCAUGCAUCCCCCUCUUGGUCUCUGGUUAACCCCCUCCCGCCUAACACCCCCCUAACCCUCCACCUCGCUUUGACCCAACCCAACCUCCACUCCGCUCCUACUUUGCUCCACGCUCUAUCAGACCCAUCGUCACCUACGUAUGGCCAGCAUUGGACUGCACAGCAGGUUGCGGAGUACUUUGCCCCUUCUGAUGAGGCUUUCACCUCAGUGAAAGAAUGGCUAGUCAGUGAAGGGGUUUCCCGCGAAAACAUAAAGAAGGGUAGAAAAGGGGGAUGGGUAACCGUGGAUAUCACCGCCGCAGAAGCAGAGAAAGUCUUGGGAGCAGAGUAUGGGCUUUGGGAACGGAAGGGGGAUGGGAAGAGGGUGGUGAGAUGUGAGCGGUAUUGGGUGCCUGAGGGGUUGGAGGGGAUUGUGGAGAUGGUUUUGCCGGGUGUGGGGUUUGAUACGGCUUUGGAGGCCGAGGGUGGUGAGAGGGAAGAGAGUGCAAAGGGGGUGGUGAAGAGAGAGACCGAGGGGGAGAAGGGGAAGGGGUUCCGGGCGUUGGGGAAGAAGCCGGGGAAGAAGGAUGGAUUGGGGGAUUGUAGUGAGUUGAUUACGCCGGCUUGUCUACGGGCUUUAUACGAUAUCCCCGAGCCUAAGGCUUUUUCCGGGCUGGACAACACCCUCGGCAUAGUCGAAUUCGCCCCCCAAAGCUACGCCCAACCGGACCUCGACCUCUUCUUCAGCACCUACACCAGCCACCUCCCCAACGGCACAGCCCCCACCCUCGCCGCCAUCGACGGCGGCUAUCUCUCCUCCGACACCACCGUCAACACCCGCGGCGAAUCCAACCUCGAUCUCUCCUACGCCAUGGCCCUGGCCCUGCCCACGGCUAACAUCACGCUGUAUCAAGUCGGUGACUCGGUGGUGUGGAACCCGGCGACGAACAAUAACUUCCUCGAUGCCAUCGACGCGGCGUACUGCACUACCGACGGGGGCGAUGAUAAAGACUGGGAUGCGAUCUACCCGCAUGACAACCCGUCUAAUGAUCCCAGCAUCUACACCGGCAAGCCGAUGUGCGGGACGUUUGAGGCGACAAAAGUGAUUUCGGUGUCGUAUGGGAGUAACGAGGAUGCAAGGCCGGCGAGGUAUAGGGAGAGGGAGUGUAAUGAGUAUUUGAAGUUGGGGCUGAUGGGGGUAACGGUGGUGUUUUCGUCGGGGGAUUCGGGGGUCGCGGGGUUGAGGAGUCAGUGUGUGGAAGAGGAUGGGUCGUAUACGCCCGUGGGGGCGGAUUAUGGGCGGUUUAAUCCUAUGUUCCCCGGCACAUGCCCCUACAUAACCUCCGUAGGCGGCACUGCACUCCCCCCGUCCUCCGUCCCCGGCAAGAUCCCCGAAGUCGCAUCCACCUCCUUCGGUUCUGGCGGCGGCUUCUCCAACAUCUUCCCGCUCCCCUCCUACCAAGCCUCGGCCAUCGCGUCCUACUUCGCCUCCCACGAACCGAGCUACAAUUCCUCCCGCUACAACAACACCCAACUCGUCCGCGGCUACCCAGACAUCGCCCUCAACUCGGAAAACUACGCUACGGCGGUGAAUGGCGAGUGGAUGGCGUUCUCGGGGACGUCCGCUUCGGCGCCGACGUUUGCGGCCAUGAUUGCGCUGGUGAAUGCGGAACGGUUGAAAGUGGGGAAGGGGAGUGUGGGGUUUGUGAAUCCCGUGUUGUAUGAACAUCCGGAGGCGUUUCAGGAUGUGGUCGAGGGGACGAAUCCGGGGUGUGGGACCGAGGGGUUUAGGGCGGUUGAGGGGUGGGAUCCGGUUACGGGGUUGGGGGCGCCGAAUUUCGAGAGGUUGAGGGAUGUGUUUUUGGCGUUGCCUUAG